This is a messenger RNA of Megalobrama amblycephala (Wuchang bream), 1208 nucleotides long. Its product is annotated as zinc finger protein 510-like. The transcript is spliced from 2 exons. Bases 389 to 889 code for a protein of 166 amino acids. Lineage: Eukaryota; Metazoa; Chordata; Actinopteri; Cypriniformes; Xenocyprididae. Gene Ontology annotation, cellular component: nucleus. The record is from RefSeq and is a predicted model, not a curated record.
CUUUAUCUAACUGUAAUGAAGGAUAUUUGUGUGAGUAAAGCUCAUCCACUGAUGAGAAACAGUAAACCUGCGUCUCAUUUCUCUCUCUAUAUAUAUCAUAAAUCAGUUUAUCAUGAACACGAGUUCAGUCUCUGGAGAGUAAUGAUGGAAAAACUGAACUUUUCAAUUGAAUCAAACACUUUGAUAAAUGAUUCAGUGAAUCACGACUCGCGCUCAAACAGUGAACAUGAACGAGAACAACAAACACUAACAAACUAAACAUGUUUUCAUCAGUCAUAAAUGCCUUAAUAUUAAGUUUAUUCAUUUGCAGCGUUAGUUUUUAGAGAUUUGUUUUGUCUAACAGGGUCAUUUAAGACCAUUAACUCUGUUAAUUAUUCUCUUCUUAAAGAUGGAGUUUAUUAAAGAGGAGGAGAGUGAAGAUAUAAAGAUGGUGUUUAUUAAAGAGGAGACUGAAGACAUGAAGAUAAUUAUUAAAGAUGAGACUGAAGACAUAAAGACAAUGUUUAUUAAAGAUGAGACUGACAACAUGAAGAUAAUUAUUAAAGAGGAGUCUGAAGACAUGAAGAUUGAAGAAACAUUCAGUGUGAAACAUGAAGAUACUGAGGAACAAACAGACCUGAUGGCACUGAGAGAGGCAAGUCAUGAACUUAAUGAAAGGAAAGAAGAGAAAGAACAUUAUAAUUUAAUGAGUGAAGUAAAAUCAACAGAGUUUUCCUUACAAAAAGGAGCUCAAAAGACUGAAACUAAAAGUUAUUUCACCUGCCAACAGUGUGGAAAGACUUUUGAUCAAGACAGAAACCUUCAAGUCCACUUGAGAGUUCACACUAGAGAGAGUCCCUUCACUUGCCAACAGUGUGGAAAGAGUUUCAUACAUAAAAACACCUUAUAGACCACAUGAGCAUUCACACUGGAGAGAAACCUUUCCCCUGCCAACAGUGUGGACAGAGUUUCAGAAGAAAAGGAAACCUUAAAGUCCACAUGAUGAUUCACACUAGAGAAAAGCCUCACACCUGCACUCUGUGCGGGAAUGACUUCAAACGGGAGCAAAGCCUCAGGCAACACAUGAUAACUCACACUGGACAGAGCCCAUUCACCUGCCAACAAUGUGGAAAGAGUUUCAGUGACAAAGCAAAACUUAAAAUCCACAUGAGAGUUCACACUGGAGAAAAGCCUUUCACCUGUCAACAGUGUGGACAGAGUUUCAGUCA